This is a messenger RNA of Penicillium odoratum, 1239 nucleotides long. RefSeq names its product putative translation elongation factor eEF-1 subunit gamma. Bases 1 to 1239 code for a protein of 412 amino acids. The record is from RefSeq and is a predicted model, not a curated record. Gene Ontology annotation, molecular function: translation elongation factor activity. The transcript is spliced from 3 exons. NCBI's taxonomy places the organism in Eukaryota, Fungi, Ascomycota, Eurotiomycetes, Eurotiales, Aspergillaceae. Gene Ontology annotation, biological process: translational elongation. Gene Ontology annotation, cellular component: nucleus; cytoplasm.
AUGGUCUUCGGAAAGCUUUACGGUCUCCCCGAGAACGGGCGCACUCUCGCCGUCCUGGUCGCUGCCAAGCACAACGACCUCGACAUUGAGCUUGUUCAGACUCAGCCCAAGGGCGCUGCCGCCAGCGCUGAGUACCGCAAGGUCCAGCCCCUUGGCAAGAUCCCUGCUUUCGAGGGUGCCAACGGCUUCAACCUCUCUGAGGUUAUUGCUAUCGCCAUCUACCUGACCUCCCAGAACGAGAAGACCACCCUCCUUGGCAAGACCAAGCAGGACUACGCUUCCAUCGUCCGCUGGAUGUCCUUCGCCAACACCGAGGCUCUCCCCCGCCUUGCUGCCUGGUACCGCCCCCUUAUGGGUCUCGAUGGCUACAACAAGAAGGUCGUUGAUGAGGCCUCCAAGGCUGCCGUCAACACCCUCGCCGUUCUGGAGAGCCACCUCACCCAGAACACCUACCUGGUUGGCGAGCGCAUCACUCUUGCUGAUCUGUUCACUGCUGCCCUCCUGACCCGUGCUUUCGCCACUAUCCUUGACAAGAAGUACCGUGAGGAGAACGUCGCUAUCACUCGCUGGUACAACACCAUCAUCAACCAGGAGUCUUUCAAGGCUGUCUUCCCCUCUCCCCAGUUCGCUGAGGAGUGCAUCAAGUACACUGCCCCCAAGAAGGAGGAGAAGCCCAAGGCUGAGAAGGCCAAGGCUGCUCCCGCUGCUGCCGCCGCUGAGGAGGAGGACAAGCCCGCUGAGGCCCCCAAGGCCAAGCACCCCCUUGAGGCUCUUGGCAAGCCCACCCUCGCUAUUGACGAGUGGAAGCGCCAGUACUCCAACAACGACACCCGCGAGGUUGCCAUGCCCUGGUUCUGGCAGCACUUCACUCCCGAGGAGUACUCCCUCUGGAAGGUUGACUACAAGUACAACGAGGAGCUGAAGCUCACCUUCAUGUCCAACAACCUGAUCGGUGGUUUCCAGAACCGUCUUGAGGCUUCCCGCAAGUACCUCUUCGGUUGCCAGGGUGUCUACGGCGAGAACUACAAGUCUGUCGUCAAGGGUGUCUACAUGGUCCGCGGCCAGGACUUUGCCCCUGCCUUCACCGUCGGCCCCGACUGGGAGAGCUACGAGUUCACCAAGCUCGACCACACUUCCGAGGCUGACCGCAAGUACGUCGAGGACAUCUGGGCCUGGGACACCCCCGUCGUUGUCGACGGCAAGUCUUACGAGAUGGUUGACGGUCACGUCUUCAAAUAA